Uloborus diversus is the source of this 4044-nucleotide messenger RNA. Its product is annotated as zinc finger protein Noc-like. NCBI's taxonomy places the organism in Eukaryota, Metazoa, Arthropoda, Arachnida, Araneae, Uloboridae. Gene Ontology annotation, biological process: negative regulation of DNA-templated transcription. Bases 298 to 1734 code for a protein of 478 amino acids. The transcript is spliced from 2 exons. The record is from RefSeq and is a predicted model, not a curated record. Gene Ontology annotation, cellular component: nucleus.
GCCAAAGAGGAAAGAUUGUUUCGUUUGAUUUCAAGAGCAGAGCUGCGUUUCGACCCCGAUAUCUCGGCGCUGACUAAUCGUCUGAUUUUUGUAAACACUUUUAUUUUCAUGGAUUAUUAGUGCUCUCGUUCGGUCAAAAAUCAUCUUGCAAUUAUUGACGAUCAUAGAAUGCGAGUCUUCUGUUUGGAUUAUAAUUUUUAAAAGAUGUUUGUGGUAUUCGUUAUUUCUCAAGUAUGUAAUGACUUCAUUCAGUGACAUCACAUUCUAAGUCUACUUGUAAACAAAACAAACAAGCGAAUGAUGCCCGUACAUCAAUUUCCAGAGUCGGACUGUAAAACCAAUCCUUUGGCUCUUUUGGUUCAAAUAUGCAGCAACAUUGGUGCAGAGAAGCCGACCAACAAAUCCUCAGACAAGAAUAGCAACUCAGCUAGCAACAAUAACCAUAGCAGCAGCAGCAACAGCAGCAGUGAUGAGAUCAGGGUCACAAAGGAUAGCAAGGACGUGCUAUCCUGUAGUCCAGCUACCAGUGUCCACUCAGCAUCUUCGUUGACCAGUUCUACCAACAGGACAUCUAGAGGCGAGGACGCCUACGCAGGCAGCAGCAAUUCAAAAAGAAACACUCCCUCAGAAUGUAGGUCUUCCCCGCUGCUGGGGAGGUCCUCGGUGGAACGGAGGACGACGCCACACAGUGUCCACUCACCAGACAGUGGUGGACACCACCGACCGAAAUCAGGUGGUGAUAAGACGCCAACUUCGGCGGCGAGUAGUGCCACGACCUCUAGUCACGAUUCACACCCGUCGACGACCUCUUCAACGAGUACGUCUAGCUCAGCAAAUGAUCCUACCUACAGUUCCUCUUCUUCUCUGGGGCUGGACUUUUCGAGAGACAGUGGAAGUCUUCUGAGCAGCAAAGAGGCUGCUUCCAGCAGCUCCCUUGGAGGACUAGGCAGCUACAAGGCUGGUCUUAAUGGACUGAAUCCUCUUGCUUUGGCCAAUUGUUCUGGCUGCAGCCCCGUGGCCGGUCACAUACCACUGGACGCUGCCGCCGCCUCCACCUAUCCUCUUGCAGGGGCUCUCAAGGGGGGUUACUCCUUUGGGUCCGCCCUUACGCCUUAUAUGAACUAUGCCAGGAUGAAGAGUGCUGCUGCGGGUGGAGCAGCUUCUUUCGUGCCAGUAUGUCGCGAUGCCUGUUGCACCAACUGCCAAAUAGCCGCUCAGCUUCCGUAUCAGGACCGAUUGGCAGCGCAUAUGUCUGGGCUCUAUCCAGGAAGCUUUCCCGGAUAUCCUGUUCCCGGUUUCACCAGUCCCUCUGCCUCUUCAGCGUUCGCCUCUUCCGUGAUACCCCAUGCAGAUGUCUGCAAAUGGAUGGUUGGAAACGCGUGCUGUGGCAAGAGAUUUGCAUCCUCCGAAGAACUUUUCCAACAUUUGAGGACACACAAUAACUUUACUAGUACUGCCAGCUCUCUACCCCUGUACUCUCCGGGGAUAAGUCUGCCCUCUGCAAUUUCCAUGGAUGCUUGCGGGCUCUACACCACCCCUUCUCUUACGACGCCUGCCGGACUCAGACGGACCUAUCCAACCAGCUUAAGUCCGGUCAGUUCACUAUCAGCUGCUAGCCGAUAUCACCCAUAUAAACCGCCAGGAAUCUCGCCUUUGUCGGCACCUUUACCCCCCUUAGCUCAUCCAGGACUUGGUUUUUACAAUCCAUACAGUGGUGUUUACGGUAAAGGAUAACCGAAUGAAAAAAAUGAGUCUGUAUAUAUGUCGCUAUAAAUAUAUAAAUAUAUCAACUUGUAAUAAAUUAUAGUGUAGAUAUAAGUGAUUACAAAAAUGUUUUGUUGAGUUAUAAAUAGUUUUCAUAGUGCAAAACUAGCUUCCCCUGGGGAUGUGCAAAUGUUGUUCUUUUCAUAAGGUGUUUCUUGCAUUGAGUCAUAACAAAUGGGCACAGUAAAUAAUGCUUUUAAAUUCAUAUUUUCAGAAGUUAAUGAAUUUUUAUUUAAUCUUUUCGAUAAGUAAAGUCGUUCAUGGUAAAAAUAUUUUUUGUUUUCCUAAUGAAUAUCACAUGUUCUACUUCUUGGUUUGUUUUACUUUUUUGAAGAUUAAAUUAAAUGGUGUGUGUGCAUAAGACAAAGGAAUAGCUUUGAUUUUAUGCUUAAGUUAAAUUGCAGAUUCUUUUAAAGGUUGGUUAUUGAAAUCCAGCCAUAGCCUGACUUUUGACAUAAAAGUACCUAAAACUGCUUUUUAAACUAUGGGGAAAAAUUCCUAAGAAAACAGCAAAAGAAAUAUAUAUACACACACACAUAUAUAUAUGUAUUCAAAAUUAAGAAAAUGUUGUAAUAAGUAGACAAAAACACUAAUUUAAAACAGUAACUCUUUGCAUUCAAUAUAUCAGACAGCCCGGUUAUCAUAUCCUGAAACUCGGGCUGUCUGGUAUAUUGCUUGUAGUACUGCUUUAGCCCUGACUUAGGAGCGGUAACUUACUGCUAAAUAUCUCUUUACUUAUAAAAGGGGAAGUUUUCUUUGAAAAUAGUCCUGAAAUCUUAUUUAAAACAAUGCUAACAUCAUCAAAAUUCGGGCCUUACUAAGCAUUUAGUCAAACUCUUAUAUUUCUAUUUUACAGAUAUUCUAUUUUUCCCUGUGAAUAUUUUAAUUAUUUUUGAUUUAUAAUUAUGACAAGUUUUAGAAUUAAAAAAUUGGUUAAAAAAUAAUUGAGAAUUAAUCAACUGUAUCAUGUCUGAAAAUAUAAACUCCUAACAAUGCCUUAAUGCCUUCAUUGUUAACUUUGCUCAAUUAAUAGUCCUAUGAAAGCUCAACUGUAAAUUAAUUAUUACCCUGUGUCUUUUUAUGUUUAUGUGCAUAUAAGUGCUCAUAUCACGAAUUAUAUUCAUCAGCAAUAUGUACAGCAAAUCAUUUGCACAUCUUCUGAGUCUUUUAAUUUUUGAUCCAUAUUUCACAAUGUGUUCGAUGACUCUGUUUUUGUUACAUUUGUCGAACUAUGUUAUUCGUUUCAAAGAAUGAACUCAGUGCCAUACAGCAAAAUGCACAUUUUAUCAAUUAAAUCUCUGACUACAUAAAAAGAUUUCGAAAAUCUAUAAUUGAAGUUGUGAUUUUCCAUCAAUUAUUUAUAUUUGCUGUUGUAAGCUUAGAAAAUCCUAUUCAAUGGUUCACGAAUCGUGAUAUAAUUACAGUAACUAGAAGUACCAUAUUUACUCGAUGGACGAAUAGCGAAAUGUUUAAUAAUUUCAAAAAAUUUUAAGACACUUUUUUUGAAACAAUUUUUCUUUAUUUCUUCCCCCUUCUUCAGUAAUUGUUUCGAGUUUGUGCAAUAAUCUUGAAGAAUUUUCAAUUAAAAAUAAUUUAAUAUCAUAAAAUAGUUCUUACAAGUUUCAUUUUGAGACACUAAUUGAGCUUAGCAGUUAGAUAUGACAGGUAAUAUCUUAAAUAUUUGUGAUGUUUCAAAUCUUAAAAAUUUUAGUUUUUAUCCUUUUGAAACAUAAAAUCAUUUUGAUUCGUCCAUCUUUAAUAUCUGCUUCAGUUUCUUGCUCACUUGAAAGUUUCAUGGAUUUGUUUCUUUUCAAGAAUUUAAAAAAUAUUCAUGUUCGCAGUGAUGUUUUAAAUAAUACUAGUUAUUCAUUCAAAUUUCUAAAUGUAUUUUUAGGAACUGCGUUUAAUUUAUUUUUAGUGUGAAAGGAAGAAAAAGAAAACUUGCAAUGAAACUGCUGGUCAGUUGAAGAGCAACUGUUUAAGAGAAUAACUAAAAUUGUUCAGUACAAUUCUUUAAAAGCACAAAAAAUAGCUUCUAGUGAAGUUUCUUUUCAAGUCACCAUCUCUGCCGUUACAUUUGUUUUGCUGUAGAUGUUAUUUGAAUACUGUUUCCAUACAUAGCACAUAGACAUGUGUUCUUGUACAGAAUUCAGCUUUAUUGCACAUACUAUAAAUACAGAUAUGAAGACUUGUUCGUCAAAUGAAAGUUUCUGGUCACAUUGUGUGCAGUUUCACAGUACGUGUAAAUAAUUUCUUUUUUUUUAGAAAUAAAUACUUUUA